Polypterus senegalus (gray bichir) is the source of this 1887-nucleotide messenger RNA. RefSeq names its product dephospho-CoA kinase domain containing (gene dcakd). The record is from RefSeq and is a predicted model, not a curated record. NCBI's taxonomy places the organism in Eukaryota, Metazoa, Chordata, Cladistia, Polypteriformes, Polypteridae. Gene Ontology annotation, molecular function: ATP binding; dephospho-CoA kinase activity. Bases 459 to 1685 code for a protein of 408 amino acids. Gene Ontology annotation, biological process: coenzyme A biosynthetic process. The transcript has 6 exons.
ACGUGCUAGCGGGACAGCCGCCGUUUACUCUGCGCGGAGGGGACCUCGUCCUGCUCUUCUAAACCUUCACCGGGGUCGAAUGGCGGACAUGAAGGAGACGGAGGCCUCUCGAGCUCUCGAACAAACUGCCAAGGCGUGCAGGGGCCGCAGAAACUUCGGAGAAGUUGGGACAGCCGGGCUUGGGGCACCGAUGACCAGCGACAUGUGGACGGGAUGGCGGCGGCCACCCCCUCCGCUCGCUUGGCCCAUUCCUUUGACUUGUACGGUACACGUCAGGGCGGCGCUAUGUAACCCGAACAUCCUGCGGGCCCCGCGUCACUUCUCCCGAGGGUCCUUGCCAAUCUCAGCAGCGCGCGCGCGCGCGCCCUCCCUCUUCACGGGCAGCUCCAUGUUUGGGGUUGAAGCCCCUCGCUCUGCCUCAGCCGCCCUCCGCGUGCCCCUCGAAAACAAAACAUGCCAUGCCAUGCCACUCGUGCCACCCGAGGAGCGAAAGAGACCCUCCAACGAGACACCUGGGCGGCCUGCGGGAGCGAAGCUCGGGCCCGACUCUGAGCGGCAGACACUCACCAGGAACGGUGACAGGAUGUCCCGCAGCGCACUCGUCGUGUCCCCGUCGCCGUCAUCGUCCUCCUCUUCCCGCAGGACGCCCAGUAUGUAAGCCGCAUACACGUCGCCGUCCACAUCCAGCGAGUCGAGCCUCCGCACCAGCCAGCCGUCGAAGUUGCCGGGCGCGGCCAUCUUGGCUCUGUGGGGUCCUCGUAGGCGGUGCGUGCCGAAGGCGGCUGUCUGCGGCGAGCGCCUGUGUGCAGAGAAGAGCGCGGCGGAUGGCAUCUCAAAUCCUCCACACAGAUUCAGUCUGCCAAUGUGGUGCCACCUUAGUUGAUGGCCAUCGAUGUCAAACUGUGUCUCCUCGAUGUCUGAGCCGAUCUCAGCCGAACAAACUGACUGACCACCGAGACGCCGAGCGCUGGCCCUCAUGUCGCCUGGCAGGCACCAUGUUCCUGGUGGGGCUGACUGGGGGCAUCGGCUCCGGGAAGAGCACCGUGUCAGCUAUGCUGUGCCAGCUGGGAUGCCCAGUCAUUGAUGCGGACCUCAUUGCCAGGGAAGUGGUCCUGCCCGGCAGAGCUGCCCACACCCUCAUUGUGCAGCACUUUGGCACAGAGAUCCUGCUGCCCACUGGUGAGAUCAACCGGGAGAUGCUGGGUAGCCUGAUCUUCUCAAACCCAGAAAAGUGCCGCCUGCUCAACUCCAUCACCCAUCCUGAGAUCCGGAAGGCCAUGCUGUGGCAGAUCUUCAAGUAUUUCCUCCUGGGCCACCGCUAUGUCAUCCUGGAUGUGCCCCUGCUCUUUGAGACCCGGGGGCUGACGCGCUUCCUCAAGCACAUCGUGGUGGUCUACAGCGACCCGGACACGCAGCUCUCACGACUCAUGAAGAGGGAUGGCAUCACGCGGGCACAGGCUGAGCAGCGCAUUGCUGCCCAGCUGCCACUCAAGGACAAGCGACGUCUGGCAGACCACGUGAUUGAGAACUCAGGUGGGCGUGACAACACCCAGCGGCAGGUCCUGUGUCUACAUGCCAAGCUAGAGCGCUCCUGGGACUUCCUGGCACUGCGGGCAGUGGUCCUGGCCAUGGUCACGGGGCUGGGUGGGCUCCUCGUGCUCCUUGUGAAGCAGAUGGCACACUGAGGCAUGCAUCCUCUUUGGACAGUCGAAGGCCUGAUGCCUGGCAGGGUUAGGGUACAGUGCCCACUCUGAGUUUCUGCCAGUGUUUUAAACUGGCACACUGCUGGGCAUCUGGAGGCUUCGUUUGAUUUUUAACUGACGUCGCGCUCUUUUUAUCAGUUUUUAAACCGAGUGUGUUAAUAAAGUGCACCACCCUGGGCACCGC